Molecule: messenger RNA, 4216 nt
Organism: Triticum aestivum (bread wheat)
Lineage: Eukaryota; Viridiplantae; Streptophyta; Magnoliopsida; Poales; Poaceae
Exons: 3
Coding region: 2226-3674 (482 amino acids)
Molecular function (GO): nucleic acid binding; zinc ion binding
Source: RefSeq, a predicted model, not a curated record
GUCCGCCUGGUCAAUAAGUGUCCCACCUCACCACACCUCCAUGACCGCGUCUCCCACCUCACCUCCCACUCCCCCCACCGCCGAUCGCCACUUUCUCCGCACGAACUACGCCGACGGCGAGCUCUCGGUGGCGACGAGCGCUCGGCCCCGCUUGCUCGAUCGCUCAGGCCUAGGAAUCGGUUUGGGAAUCGUGCUCAACGACCCAGAUCUGAUUAGGGAUGAGCGAAACACCGAGGGGUCGGGGGGCAUCGACAGAAGAUUUGGAGGCGCUCCUGAAGACGGCGAACAGGCUGGAGAAGGCGGCGGUAAGGGCGGCGGAGAAGGCGAGGAAUGCGAAGCUGGUCCUCGUCGAGCAGAUUCUGGCGAGGGUGACAGAGGAAGAGAGCGAGCGAUUAUUUUGAUUGGGCUCAACUCUAGAGCCGGAGCAGGUGCUGGAUUGGGCGGCAGAGGAAGCCGCGUCGACAUCGAGGAUUCAGAGGGCGAGAUGGAGAUUAUUCCGGCGAGACCCCUGGUAAGCUCUGGGCAACUGGGGGAGGUGUUGAUUGGAGAGGUCUCCGUUCAGUUGGUUCGAUUGGAACCACGAGCAAGCUCUCCCUGUCGUCCCUCCCCGUUCCGGGCGUCUCCGGCGAGGGCACGAGCUUGCAGGCGAGCAGCUGCGGUGCGGGAUUCGGCCAGAGCUGCUGGUCGGUGGGCCCCGGGUGUCAGCGUGGGGGAGCAGAAGACGGGAGUGGGAGACUGUUUUCGACAGGAGAAAGCACACUCUCAAAAACUGCUUUCUCAGGAUGGUGAGGAGGUAGUUGAGGUAUUUGGGCAGCUGUGGUCUGUGCCGUCUCCAAGAAAGGCUAGGGUUCCGCCACCAGGAGGGGGGCUGGUCUAGAUUCGCAAGGACCUCUUCCUCUCCAAAAAAUUCGGGUCCGGCUCUCCUGCUGGGAGCCCUGCACCCACUAUUGUGCAGGGCCAACCAGCGGCCAACACGAGGCCUGGUGGACCCCACCACUUAAUAAACAAAUUUUGUUUUGUUUAAUUUUCUGAAAAGUCCUUCUCCUUGCCUUAUCCGCCGCGGACGCUUCGAGCUAGUACUACCAUUAUUCCACUGAACUAAGCUCCGUGAGUGAGAGAGAUAGAGAGUUCCAGAAAGUGAGGUCCGCCGUCCGGCAGCGUCGUGGUCGUGGCGAGCAACAGAGGGAGCAGCCGCGGCUGCUGCUGCCUGACUCCGGCGCGCCCAAGCCCCGGCCAAGGCUGGAGCAGCUGCUCUGGCAUGCCGCCGUUCCCCUCCUGGACCGACCAGAUCCCUUGGAGAAGGUGGGGAACUGCAGGGCAUGCGGCCGGCUGGGUGCAGCACUGCUUCGCUGGGAUGCCGCAAGAGGCCGUGCAGGCGCACAUCAAGACGGGAGCCAGAUGCACACUCGCCGGACAGAGGUUACAGAUUCAAGACACAAUAACAAACCUAUGGUUGAAGUCGCAGGAGCUCCUUCCAUGCCGAAGAACACCGUAGAUGCUGGUCCACGUGAGAGGGCAAUUCUCUAUCGAUCCUGAUCUAUUCUCGUGUGAUCCACAAUGGAGUAGAUAGAUAGGAGAAAGGAUGUUGGCGAUUUUGGCGGCAAUCUGUUGAUACGCGCGAGAAAGAAAGGCAGUUUUACUGAUUUUAUGUAAUUAGAGAGAUACGGGCUGGUUGUUUUAGUGAUGGGGUCCACCAGGCCACGUGUUGGCCGCUGGUUGGCCCUGCACGAUAGUGUGUGCAGGGAUCCCAGCAGGAGAUCCCAUCCGAAAAAUUCACACCAGAAGAUUGCUAUCCUGCGAGAGUGAGAGGGAGACAGAUCCAGGCGAAGAAGAUCAGCUUCUCGAAGGAGUUGUGGCGGGGCGGUGCUGUUCGGGCGACCUACGCUGAGGUGGUCAAGGGCAUGGCAGGCAACAGGGGUGGGGGUCACCGUGGUGGAGGAGGUGGUACUGGCCGUGGAGAGGGGCCUCGCCCGAGCGGUCAGGUACACACUCAAAACCCUGGUCAGAUCCCGAGCCAAUCUGGUGACCUGAAUCCACAAGGGCCGCCACCGUUGCAGCAGAUGCAUCCAGGUAACUUCCAAAAUAUGCAACAAUUUGGGGGAGCUAGCAACUUACAAGGGAUGCCUCCUUGGCAUGGGAUGCAAUUUCCUCAGUUCAAUUAGUGGCCUCAGCAAUACUUGCCUGGUUUGCCUAGCUUGCCUGUGAUACACCAACAACAACAGCAGAUGCCAAUUAUGCACCAUCAGCAGCAGCAGAUGCAGUUUGGUCACGCCCCAGAGCAAAUGCAACCUGGUAAUCAGAUGCAAGGAUUUGGAGAGGGGCAGUCUAGCACUCACCAGCAGAUUUCUCAAAACCAAGAGAAGAGGAAAAGCAAGAGCUUCUCCCAGAAAGAGGUGCAAAGGAAAUCUGGAGAUGACAAGUCUGAAAGCUCUCAGAGCAGGAAUGAGGAAGUGGUGGUCAACUAUGAUCCAAAAAUGAGAGAUGUUAUAUGCUAUAACUGUGGAGAACCAGCACACUUUGUGGGAACAUGUCCAGUGCCCAAAAAGUGUUUCAUCUGUCACAAACCAGGGCACCAUAUGGACAACUGUUCGGAAUGGUACAAACCGCAAGCUACUGCUCAAUACUUUGGCAGUGCUAAUGCAGGGCUAGGUUUCUUUCACAUUGAAUCAGAUGGCAAAGAGGCUGUUAAAUGGCUAAAUAUGUCCAAUGUUUGUGUGGCUGUUAUUGAAGAAGGGUCCAUCACAACACAAGAGCUGAAGAACAAUUUCUCUGAGAUAUGGAAAACUAACUGGCCAUGGCAGGUGAGGCAGUUGACUGAGAAGAGGUUCCUAGUUAGGUUCCCACCUCACCAAAAGGUAAAAGAUUUGGUAGAGCUACCCUCCAUUAGUCUCAGAAAGAAAGGGGUGACAGUUUCUUUUGAUAAGUGGGAUGGAGAGGAGGUGGCCUAUGCUGAAUUGCAAGAGGUGUGGGUAACCAUGAUUCGGAUCCCUGUCAACAAACUCACUUGGAAAGUAAUCUCUCAGAUCACUUACAUCUUGGGGGUCUUGAUUAAUGUGGACUGGCAUGAGAUAUUUAGAAGUUUCUAUGAAAAGGUUAAAGUGCAGGUGGCUGUAAGGGACAUAUCAAAGAUCCCUACAGAAAGGCUGGUAGAGAUUGACAAGGAACUGUUUCUUAUUUGUUUCCUUGUUGACAUAGCUCCAGUUGCUGGAAGUGUGAACCCAAGUAAUAGUGGUGAAGAAAAAUCAGAUGAUGACCUGUUGGAGGGGAGUCCUGAAAGAGACAUGCAAAUGCAAGGCCCCAAAGACAUGGAAACUGACAAGAGCAAAAACCCCAAGUCUGGGGGCCCACCCCAAAAUUCACAAAAAGGUCCCACUAAGUCCAAGACCCCUGUGGAACUGGUGAAUUCACUAGAAAAAAGGGUGCAAAGUGCAAUACUGAGUCUGCAAAAUGACUCUCACAUGAAGAAGACUGUGGAGAAGAAAAACCCUGAAGACAACAUUGCUAUUCAACUGCUGGACCAAUUUGAUGAAGAGUCUGAUGGAGAUGGGGCCACUUUGGAGGUGCCAAAACCACAAAAGCACAAAUGGUGGCCUGUGGUGGCACCUAGAGUGAGCACGGAAUCAAAAGAGAUGGGAGGAAUGCUAUUCAAAAGGCUGAAGACCUCAGAAAGCUAAAAGAUCUAGAAGUUCCUAAAGGUGGUGCUGGGGAGAAUUGCAGGAUACUGCAACUCCUGGAAGAUCCUAUGCAAAGGAAAUGUAAAAGAGCGCGUGGAAAUGUUCACUGCGGCUAUAUGGGAGGAGGCAAGAAAACCACCGCUGCUGCUCUGGCCAGAGCCAGGCUGAAGAAGAACGAGCUCUGGCGGCUGUACUCUCUGCAAGAGAUGGGUGGCUUGGUGGGCAUGGAGGAGAGCCCGUUCCAUGGAGAGCUGAUGUGGCCUCCUGUCUCAUCUUAAAAUGUCGAGUAGCUAGUUUAUGUUUUAGCGUGUUUUAUCCAAACUGUUGCUUUAUUGCCUAGGUUCGGCGUUGCUGUUUUGCUCUGCAAAAAUGUUGCCGGAGAGAUACUCAAUCUCCUCCCGCGGUCUGUAAUAUGUUGUACUCGGUGUGUUUCAUUUUCUAUGGAAAUGGAACAGGGGCGGGGCUGCCCUUUUCUUCUAAAAAAAAAUAUAGUGUGAAACUGUGUUUUUUGUGGAGCUCCGGCAUGGUGUCAUUUGUUCGGG